UCUAAAACACAAAUUCUCACCUCAAAUAAAUCAAAAUGUCGAAACUCGUUGAAGACGUCAAGUCAGGCCUAAAAGGCAUCCGUGGAGCCGGCGACGCUCUACGAGGCGAAGUCCUCGACGCAACAGAUCAAGCCUUCGACACCAACCCGCAACACCCCGAGACUCUCAAAGACCGCGUCGACAACAGAACCAUUGCUGAGAAGGGAAAGCAAGAGAUGCACGGCGCUGAUAACAUGAUUGCUCGUCGCGAAUGGGAGCACAAGGGCGUUGAGCCACCUGCGCAUGUUGGACGAAGAGAGAAUGAGAAGCCAUUGGCGACGCAGACAGAACCUCUUUCCAGAACGGCGGCACAUGAUAGACCUAAUGAGGGGUUGAGCAGGGAGCCAGAGAUGGGGCAUUUCGGGAGUAGAGGAACGGAGGGCGGUGUCGUGAGGGACCCUGAUGCGAAUCUGCCUAGGUAUGCUUAAGCCUGAGAUGUAAAGGCCGUCUAGCAUUUCGCCACUACGCUCCUUGGUUAAUGAUACCCGUUCAGAGAGGCAUGAGGACUGUUAGUUCGUAAGGUAGCUCGCAUCAUCUCACGAUACUGAGUUGAGUGGGACUCCUUUGACUGCGUUGGAUUGAUAUAUCUCAUUAAGAUAUCAUAAGUUUUAAGUAUCAAUGGAUCGGCCAGGUUAGUUAAAGGAACAAUCACAAGGAUUUUGUAUCAGAUAGUU
Molecule: messenger RNA, 713 nt
Organism: Fusarium oxysporum Fo47
Lineage: Eukaryota; Fungi; Ascomycota; Sordariomycetes; Hypocreales; Nectriaceae
Exons: 2
Coding region: 36-467 (143 amino acids)
Source: RefSeq, a predicted model, not a curated record